UCCCUUAGCGCGCACGGUAGUAACAGGAAGUAAAAGGGAAGCUACAACCAAACCAUAACAAGCUGAGCAGAAGUAUUUAUUUUAAAGAAGUGUUGUCUUAAAAAUGGACUCUCGGAGUUUAACUAACGAGUCACGCUGCGUGUUUUUUAACUCCUCCUCAAAGGACAAUCGAUGUGCGGUGAUUUUAUCAGUAAAACGAGCCACAGGAACCUUCUCCUUAGUCGGAUGUGUUUUCAUGCUGUUUGUAAUCUGGCUGCUCCGACGCUAUCACUCCCUGGCUCAGAAGAUGAUUCUCAGCCUGACUGUAGCCGCCUUCUUCGACAGCGUAGCAUAUGUCAUGGGCGAAACCCAUCCGAAGGGAUCUCUCUGCAACUUCCAGGCCUGGUGGCUGACAUACUUCGACUGGAGUGCCUUGGCCUGGGUUUGCCUCAUUACCCUGAACCUGUAUCUCAACCUGGUCAGGGAAAUAAGCACCAACAGAUAUGAGAAGUUUUACCAUCUGAUGGCGUGGGGGUUACCUCUGGUCAUGGCCUCUUUGCCGCUGCUGAGAGGUUGCUACGGCCCCGCGGGAGCCUGGUGCUGGAUCACAGACGAUCACGUAGCCUGGAGAUUUGGGAUAUGGUACGUGCCUCUCUUCAGCCUCAUCUUCCUCAUGAUCUGCUGCUAUGGCAGAAUCAUCUGUGUGGCCAAUAACAGAAUGCAGUCCUGGCGGGGAACCUUCAACCCCGAGCGCGAGAGACGAAAGGUUUCCUUGGCCGAGGAGAUCAAGCCGCUCAAGUGGUAUCCGUCCGUUUACCUGCUGGUGUCCACCUUCCCGCUGGUUAACAGACUCCAUAAUGCCUUCUACCCUGAAGAACCUUCGUUCCCUCUCACCCUUUUGCACGUCCUGUCAGCACCUCUCCAUGGUUUGGCCAAUGCCUUUGUUUUUGGCCUGGAUAAGGAGUGGUGGAGUCUGCUGAGCCCAACUGGAUUGCAGCUGGCUCUGCAGUCACGGCUCUGCGACCGAACGCGAAUCGGAGAGUACUACCCCGGGGCGGUGCGCUACACACAGGCAGACCUUAUCGACCCGAGCGAUGACGACGACGACGACACCAACGUGCUCUUCUACUCGCCUGACAUGACCCUGAAAGAUCGAGGUCCUUGAGAGAGACGAAGAAGGGAGACAAAAGAGCUGGAGGGAAGACGCACAAAGGAGGGUCAGAGCCAGAGAGAACCGCGCCAGAUUAGAAACUGAGAGGGGGAAAAAAGAAAAAGGAAAAAGAAAAAAAAAAACGAGGUAGGGAGGGAAUGGAAGAGAAGAUUGUGGGGACGGUCAGGCAGAUAGAAGCCGGAGAUGAGCUGUCAGGUUCCAUUAUUAAUCCCCAUCCUUUACUAUUUAAUAUCCUUAAGACACCCUCCACACACACACAGAGCAGAGCUCCAUUUCUGUGCAACACGACUAUCUGAGAGCUCUAAAGAUCAGCCUAAUGUUAAAGGCAUCUGCUGCAUCCCAAAAGGACUCCGGAAAGAUUUACCUCCCCGAACCCUCUGUUUUCCACCGCAUUCUGCAGCAUUUUAGCAUGCCAGAACAAAAAAGACAAGGGGGGGGAAAAAAAAAAAAAAGAAGGAAAAAAAAAAACACGAGGCACUGCUGAAAGGCAAUCAUAACAAGGUGCUUCUUAAGCACUCGCAGCAAUCACCUUUUCAGUUCCCCACAGGAGAUGAGUUGAAAGGCAGGCCUUUAAAAAUCACCCUGUGUGUCAGCGUCUCACUCUGCCAUUAGAUUGAUCCCGGUACUACAUAAUUUUCCUGCCAAUAAGGGGAAGGUGGGUGUACAGUGGAAAUACAAAAAGAAAAAGACGGGGAGGUGGGAUGGGGCGUGGAGGAGGGGGGGGUUAAAAACAGUCGAAGUGAGUCAGAAUUGGGGGAAAAACAAGUCCUGAAGCACCGGGCUCUCUCCUCAGACAGUAUUAGCUUUCAGGCUGUCGCGUUGCAAGUUCUGCACAAGUGUUCCUUUGAGUUUGUAUUUUUGAUGAAAUGCUAAACUUUUGAUAUACUGUAUUUAUUACAAAUCGACGUACUGUAUAUGUUUGAAUGCAUCUAUUUUUGUACUCUUGUCUUCUUCUGAAAUCAAAGCCUUAUCUCUGUUAGUCAAUUCAACAUGCUCAAAAGUUUACCUACACGCGUCGUGGGCAUGACGUUCAUGUUGAUUCCAGGCUUUUGAUGAUUUCUUCAAAUAAACAUCCCACUUGUAUUUGGUUGAAUGUUCUUGAGCAAGUUGCAGUAAAACCAGGAACAAGCUGGCAGCGUAACUUGAUCUGGAUAUUUGACCGCUCUUCUUAUCAGAAACUGUGGAGCUCAUUUGAAUUAGUUAAUAUCCUGGCACAGACUUUGCUUUAAAAUAUUUUUUAACAGGCUUAGUGUCCGAGAAGCUUAAUGUUGGCCAGAGUCAAACACCUACUCGGUUACAACCAAGAACAAAUAAAGGUGAGGUUUUCAAAUUGCAAAAUUA
Messenger RNA from Poecilia latipinna (sailfin molly), 2491 nucleotides. RefSeq names its product cyclic AMP receptor-like protein A. The coding region runs from base 104 to 1144 and encodes 346 amino acids. Gene Ontology annotation, biological process: adenylate cyclase-activating G protein-coupled receptor signaling pathway; cell surface receptor signaling pathway. Gene Ontology annotation, molecular function: G protein-coupled receptor activity; cAMP binding. NCBI's taxonomy places the organism in Eukaryota, Metazoa, Chordata, Actinopteri, Cyprinodontiformes, Poeciliidae. The transcript is spliced from 13 exons. The record is from RefSeq and is a predicted model, not a curated record. Gene Ontology annotation, cellular component: plasma membrane.